AUGUCAUUGAAUGAUAUAAUAGAAAAAUUUAUUAGAAAUGACAAAGAAAAAUCAACCUUAUUAUAUAUAUCAUUAGCCUUUGGGUCAUUAAUAUUUUUUAGAGCAACUUUAUAUAGUUUACGUUGGAUUUUUUUUAGAAAACAUUUCUUUCAAAAAUUUAUAACAAAAAAAAAAUUACCAUCAAAAAAGGUUAAAACAAUAAAGAAGAAUGAUAAUAACUCAAAGUCAUAUUUUUUUAAUGUUCCACCAGAAAAAAGAUGGAGAAUUGUUAAUGAAAUUGUUUCACUUCUCCAUUCUAUUGUCUGUGGUUUUUGGACUAUCUUUGUUUUAAUUGAAAGUUAUCAUAAAUUUAAUGACUAUGUAAAUGGUUUUUCAUAUAAUGGUGCUCUUCUUUGUAUGGUUUCAUUAGGAUAUUUUAUAUCAGACAUGAUUGAUACAUUGGUAAAUGAACGUAGUUUUAAAAUGUUUGAAUUAAUAACUCAUCAUACAUUAUCAAUAAUAGGUGUUUUAUUACCAUUUACUAUUAAAAAAUAUAUGAUAUUUGUUUUAAUGGGAUUAAUAAUGGAAAUUAAUAGUAUCUUUCUUCAUAUACGAUUAUUAAUGAUGUACAAAAAUAUUGAUAAAAGAAAAAAAUCUUAUAAAAUUGUUUCAAUAUUAUCAAUUGUUACUUUUGUCAUAUUUAGAAUACUUCCAAAUAUUUAUCUUGUUAUAAUGUUUAUAUAUUUCUUUGCUUCUGGUAAAAAUGAAACAAUUAUUGCAGCAAUAUUAAUAUUUUUUAUUAUAUUUGGAUUAAUGCUAUCUAAUAUUGUUAUGUUUAUUAGGCUUAUCAAGUCAGAUUACUUUACUAAAAAAAAUAAAAAGAAUUCCACUAAUAUAUCAUCAUCAUCAUCAUCUUCCUCCAAAAUUACAAUAACAAAAAAUUCUACAUCUACAAAUGUUUAA
This is a messenger RNA of Strongyloides ratti, 942 nucleotides long. RefSeq names its product TRAM/LAG1/CLN8 homology domain-containing protein. The transcript is spliced from 2 exons. Bases 1 to 942 code for a protein of 313 amino acids. The record is from RefSeq and is a predicted model, not a curated record. Lineage: Eukaryota; Metazoa; Nematoda; Chromadorea; Rhabditida; Strongyloididae. Gene Ontology annotation, biological process: plasma membrane organization; phospholipid homeostasis; regulation of membrane lipid distribution. Gene Ontology annotation, cellular component: plasma membrane.